AUGGACACACCGACAAACGAGAUGUCUAUUGGCUCGGACAAAUCCAGUUUUCUGCACUUCCCUCUGGAGAUUUGGGAUAUGAUCAUCGAGCAGCUAAAACAUGAAGAGUCUCCCCAGCACCUAAGCCGACUUGCGCAAACAUGUCAGAUGCUUUAUCAGAGGACUUUACCUCUUCUCUACAGUCCAGUAUGCCUUGCCAACUCGGAAAGCGGGGCUCGUCUUGCUGUUGCGAUAGAACAACGCCCAGAGUUGGCUGAACUCAUCCGUGAAAUUCGACACAAGGAAGACAGUGGCUCAGAGUUGUCCUCCGGACGUCAUCUAAAAUUUUACAAAAUGGCCGCGGGUUUGCCGAAUUUGGAGACGCUGAGUUUGAGAAGAAACCCCAGACCUCAUAAGUUUGAUAAGUGGACCGUCCAUAAUAUACAAACCGUGGAGGCACGGGAAGCGGCCAGAGAAGCCCAGACUGUCGGAGAAUACCGCGACAUGGGGUUUGGACCUCUUGGACAGUCACAAUUCAGUCCUCCAGAUAUCCGAACCAUUCCUUUCGACUACGACCGUGGCGACGAAACCUUAUUCUGGCAUGCACUGCUCCAACACCCACCAGGACUGCCCGCACUGCGUGUCUGUCAUAUUGGGAGCGACUUUAACCAUGACAAACACAAUCUCAACAUGGACUGUGCUAACUUACCGCAAUUCAACGAGGCCAUUUUCCGUCAUCCAGGUCUACGGGUGCUCUGCAUCACUGGGGCUACAUUCCAAUUGGUUUUAGAUCCCUCUCACCUGUUGAGACACACCAACACACAGCUUGAAGACUUGACCCUCUUGAACUGCGUCAUAGAGGAUAGAGAUCUGAUGUAUUUGCUCGAAUGUCCACGAGCCUUGAAGCGGUUUACUUUUAGGGCGACUAGAAUCCCGGAUUCGGACGGAUACCAACCAGAAAAUGACUAUACGCAAGCGCUGCUCAAGCAUCAGGAUUCAUUGGAGUACAUAGAUUACGAUCUCUACUGGGGCAGUGAUGACUUGACAUACUUCAGUAUAUUCACCAAACUCAAGCAUCUCACCGUCACGCUCAGCUCACUGGCAGGCGUAAAUUGCCUUCAGUUGACCCCCGAGGAUGAACUUCUGCCACCGAGUCUUGAGAGUCUCACAAUACGUUAUGACGAGGUGAAAUCCUGGGUGCCUUCAUAUGUCCACGAAUGUGUGCAGGGCGGCUGGCUCCCGAACCUGCGUCUCCUCACCUGCGAGGUAGCGAAUAUCAUUGAACAUCUUCCCUCAGCCAAUAUAGACAAGUUCAAUCUGCCUGCCACGGAAAUCUGCCAGGUGAUCAACACCUGGCAAAGCCAGUUCGAGGAGUUCAAUGUGGAGCUGCGCGCGGAAAUUGUGCCGUAUCCGCUCGAUGUCCCCAAAUACGAGGUGUGUGUCUGCGAAUGCUUGCCGUUCUUCCACCGCAUGUUCUUCCAUCCCAGAGUCGAAUUACCAGUGCCUUGGGAAGGGAAUGAACAAGAGGACGUGUUCUAUGAUGACUGGGCCGACAUCGACGAUGAGCAUGACCUGGACGACGAGAUUGAAGAUCUUGUCUCGGAAGGAUUUGGAUCUGACAUCUCGGGCUGA
Messenger RNA from Penicillium bovifimosum, 1611 nucleotides. RefSeq lists its product as uncharacterized. The coding region runs from base 1 to 1611 and encodes 536 amino acids. The record is from RefSeq and is a predicted model, not a curated record. Lineage: Eukaryota; Fungi; Ascomycota; Eurotiomycetes; Eurotiales; Aspergillaceae. The transcript has 2 exons.